Messenger RNA from Lathyrus oleraceus (garden pea), 510 nucleotides. Its product is annotated as extensin-like. The transcript has a single exon. NCBI's taxonomy places the organism in Eukaryota, Viridiplantae, Streptophyta, Magnoliopsida, Fabales, Fabaceae. The record is from RefSeq and is a predicted model, not a curated record. The coding region runs from base 1 to 510 and encodes 169 amino acids.
AUGUACUACUUAGAUGAUCUGCGCAAACAAGGAGUAGAGUUCUCAGACUUCUCCCUAGACUGGCUGCCAGAAUUUCCUCCAGACUUCAUGAAGAGGCCACGAGAACCAUCUGAGAAGGCAAAGCAGGCGAAGAGAGCAAAGCUGGGAGAAUCUUUUGGAUCAAGACCUCCAGUACCUCUGGUUGGAUCCUCUGGUAAGUCUGUAUUUCUACCUCCUUCUAUACAAGUUAAACCUAUUGCUUCCUCAAUCCCUCAACCUUCGCCCAUAUACACUAACUCAGAAACUCCUCCCUCAACCACCAAACCAUCUAACCAACCCUCUCAAAAAUUCAACCUGGCCACCACAUCUCAACCUAUUUCGGAAGUAGAAAUGCUAAACGAAACAACCUCACCCUCCCCAUCUUCAUCUCCAGAAUCACCACCCUACUACACACAUUCAUCAGACACUGAACCAUCUGACCCUCAGUCCCCAACUCUGGCUCAACUCCAACACCAUGCUCUGGCUUCUUAA